UCAGAAUAAUGAAUAUUUUCUUAGAGGAAUACCGAAUGGCUGAGAAGCACCUAAAGAAAUGUUCAACAUCCUUAGUCAUCAGGGAAUGCAAAUCAAAACAACCCUGAGAUUUCACCUCACACCAGACAGAAUGGCUAAGAUCAAAAACUCAGGUGAGGAUGUGGAGAAAGAGGAGCACUCCUCCAUUGUUGGUGGGAUAGCAAACUGGUACAACCAUUCUGGAAGUCAUUUUCCCUACUUUAGACUUAUGAUAGCUGUAGGCUACCAUGGAAAGGUCUAGGAUUAAGGUGGCAUUAUUGCGUAGAGCACUGAAUGAGCACCUCUGCAAAGCAAACCAAAUCAGGAAUACGUUCCAUAAGUAGUUUGUAGAUGGAGGUGUUAUUUGAGGGGAGAAGAGUGAAGCAUAACUUGUGAUUUUUUUUUGUCUCCUGGAUUCAUGGAAACUUCGGACCAGAAGUUGAAAUAAGGAUUGUUUCUCUGUGUUUACCCCUUUUUGGGCCAUUCCUUAAAGUUGUCAAUAGUUAUGGCCAGAAUUUCCAAAUGGGAAAUCACUCUUUACAUGCCAGGGAGCGUGGCUUUCUGAAAUAGAUUCUGCAGCCGAAAAGAACUCUGAGUGUUUUCUGAGGAGGGCUGACCUCUUUUCAUGCCACUUACUGUGAAUUAAAGCUGCCAGGGAGAACUAGUUUGGGCAUGUGGCAUAGCACUUAGCACCGCUGCUGCCAGGGAACAAGACUUGUGUUUCUAAGGAGAUACAACAAAAAGUAGAAUGCUUCAAGAGCCAGCGGCUGUCACUGUGUAAAAGUAUCUACGUUGAGAAAGGGAAAUAGAAGCUGAAUUAAGUAAUUUUAUAUACACAUUACAGGGCACCAUUCUGCUAGUAAUUCUUAAAUUCAAAAGCAAAUAGUUGUGACCACAAAGGGCUUAGUACAUCUCAGCUGAUCUAAGCUUGCAGACUCAAACUGGCUAUGAUCGGUACUGACCUGAGCUUUGCACGUGAUUUUAAGAUGCCCCGACUCUUGUCUGUUAUUUUGUUGGGUUGUAUUAAUAACAGGGAACAAAGGGUGACUUGUCAAGCAGAGGCUCAGACAGCUCUUGACAAGGUAUUCUGAGUAAAGACGGGAGGAAAGUUCUACUUUUAACAACUAGAGUAUCAAAAACAGAGCUCUCAGCAGCCUCUUUAAAUGCCCAGAUGAACCUCUUUGCAAAUGUUCGCUCCUUUUGCCGGUGUGGUAGGAUGUCCUGGGAUUUAACUGGAUGAAGUAUCGCCACAGGAUAGAAAUCACAGGGAGAGUGUACCAAGGAAAAAUUACAGUACUGCUAUAUUUACCUAGCGCCUCUGUACGAGGGUUUUAUUUUCCACAGUUGGAAAGGGAACCACCUGUCUCCGCUGCUGAUGUCAGAGAGCUCCCUCGAGACUCGGGCUGUUGGAAAGCACAUGAUACUGUACAUAUUUGCUCUUACGUCCAUGUCUGCCCGGGAUCGGGUUUCACAUUUGUGUCCUAUUGUGGAAUUCAUUGAGCAGUGACUCCCAGGUGCCCUCCCACGUCACUGAGCUCGAGUGAAUUAAAACGUAGCUGGUUGCAGGACCCUGUUGUGAGUCCUCUCUGGACUGGUCAGAGAAGGAUCUGCACCACAAUAGAACGAGUGAUAUGGAUGUCGGGUUUGUCAUCCAUGGAUUCAACUUUGAAAUGUGCUGCCCUGGUUGGUGAGGACCAGCCUCUUUGCCCAGAUCUUCCUGAACUUGACCUUUCUGAACUUGAUGUGAAUGACCUGGACACAGACAGCUUUCUGGGUGGAUUGAAGUGGUGUAGUGACCAAUCAGAAAUCAUAUCCAACCAGUACAACAAUGAGCCCGCGAACAUAUUCGAGGGCACCUGUUAUUCAAACAAAGAAUCUGGAAAGUUUGAGAGGUCUAGAAGAUCUGGGUUUGUGCAAAACUACCUUACAAAGGAGAACAUGUUUAAGAAGAUAGAUGAAGAGAAUGAGGCAAACUUGCUAGCGGUUCUCACAGAGACACUGGACAGUCUCCCGGUGGAUGAAGACGGAUUGCCCUCAUUUGAUGCACUGACAGAUGGAGACGUGACCACUGACAACGAGGCCAGUCCUUCCUCCAUGCCUGACGGCACCCCUCCCCCUCAGGAGGCAGAAGAGCCGUCUCUACUUAAGAAGCUCUUACUGGCGCCAGCCAACACUCAGCUCAGCUACAAUGAAUGCAGCGGUCUUAGCACUCAGAACCAUGCAAACCACACCCACAGGAUCAGAACAAACCCUGCCAUUGUUAAGACCGAGAAUUCAUGGAGCAAUAAAGCAAAGAGCAUUUGUCAACAGCAAAAGCCACAAAGACGUCCCUGCUCAGAGCUUCUCAAGUAUCUGACCACAAACGAUGACCCUCCUCACACCAAACCCACAGAGAACAGAAACAGCAGCAGAGACAAAUGUGCUUCCAAAAAGAAGUCCCAUACACAACCGCAGUCGCAACAUGCUCAAGCCAAACCAACAACUUUAUCUCUUCCUCUGACCCCAGAGUCACCAAAUGACCCCAAGGGUUCCCCAUUUGAGAACAAGACUAUUGAGCGAACCUUAAGUGUGGAACUCUCUGGAACUGCAGGCCUAACUCCUCCCACGACUCCUCCUCAUAAAGCCAACCAAGAUAACCCUUUCAAGGCUUCGCCAAAGCUGAAGCCCUCUUGCAAGACCGUGGUGCCACCACCAACAAAGAGGGCCCGGUACAGUGAGUGUUCUGGUACCCAAGGCAGCCACUCCACCAAGAAAGGGCCGGAGCAAUCUGAGUUAUACGCACAACUCAGCAAGUCCUCAGUGCUCAGCCGAGGACACGAGGAAAGGAAGACUAAACGGCCCAGUCUACGGCUGUUUGGUGAUCAUGACUACUGUCAGUCAGUCAAUUCCAAAACGGAUAUACUCAUUAACAUAUCACAGGAGCUCCAAGACUCUAGACAACUAGACUUCAAAGAUGCCUCCUGUGACUGGCAGGGGCACAUCUGUUCUUCCACAGAUUCAAGCCAGUGCUACCUGAGAGAGACUUUGGAGGCCAGCAAGCAGGUCUCUCCUUGCAGCACCAGAAAACAGCUCCAAGACCAGGAAAUCCGAGCUGAGCUGAACAAGCACUUCGGUCAUCCCAGUCAAGCUGUUUUUGACGACAAAGUAGACAAGACCAGUGAACUACGGGAUGGCAACUUCAGUAAUGAACAAUUCUCCAAACUACCUGUGUUUAUAAAUUCAGGACUAGCCAUGGAUGGCCUAUUUGAUGACAGUGAAGAUGAAAAUGAUAAACUGAGCUACCCUUGGGAUGGCACGCAGUCCUAUUCAUUGUUCGAUGUGUCGCCUUCUUGCUCUUCCUUUAACUCUCCGUGUCGAGAUUCAGUGUCACCACCGAAAUCCUUAUUUUCUCAAAGACCCCAAAGGAUGCGCUCUCGUUCGAGAUCCUUUUCUCGACACAGGUCGUGUUCCCGAUCACCAUAUUCCAGGUCAAGAUCAAGGUCCCCAGGCAGUAGAUCCUCUUCAAGAUCCUGUUACUACUAUGAAUCAAGCCACUACAGACACCGCACACAUCGCAAUUCUCCCUUGUAUGUGAGAUCACGUUCAAGGUCACCCUACAGCCGUAGGCCCAGGUAUGACAGCUAUGAAGCCAAUGAGCACGAAAGGCUGAAGAGGGACGAAUACCGCAGAGAGUAUGAGAAGCGGGAGUCUGAAAGGGCCAAGCAGAGAGAGAGGCAGAAGCAGAAAGCAAUUGAAGAGCGCCGUGUGAUUUACGUUGGUAAAAUCAGACCUGACACAACGCGGACAGAACUGAGAGACCGCUUUGAAGUUUUUGGUGAAAUUGAGGAAUGCACCGUAAAUCUGCGGGAUGAUGGAGACAGCUAUGGUUUCAUUACCUACCGUUACACCUGUGACGCUUUCGCUGCUCUUGAGAAUGGAUAUACUUUACGCAGGUCAAAUGAAACUGACUUCGAGCUGUACUUUUGUGGACGGAAGCAAUUUUUCAAGUCUAACUAUGCAGACCUAGAUUCAAACUCAGACGAUUUUGACCCUGCUUCCACCAAGAGCAAGUAUGACUCUCUGGAUUUUGAUAGUUUACUGAAGGAAGCUCAGAGAAGCUUGCGCAGGUAACGUGUUCCCAGGCCGAGGAUGACAGAGAGAUGGUCAAUACCUCACGGGACAGCGUGUCCUUUCCCAAGACUCUUGCAAGUCAUACUUAGGAAUUUCUCCUACUCUACACUCUCUGUACAAAAAUAAAGCAAAACAACAACAACAACAACAACAACAACAACAACAACCAUACCAGAACAAGAACAAGAACAAGAACAACAAUGGUUUACAUGAACACAGCUGCUGAAGAGGCGAGAGACAGAAUGAUAAUCCAGUAAGCACACGUUUAUUCACAGGUGUCAGCUUUGCUUUCCCUGAAGGCUCUUGGUGACAGUGUGUGUGUGUGUGUGUGUGUGUGUGUGUGUGUGUGUGUGUGUGUGUGUGGUGUGUACUUGUUUGAGAAGUACAUGUGUACACAUGUGAGGACCUGGGGGCACCUGACCAGAACGAACAAGGGCGAACCCCUUCAAAUGGCAGCAUUUCCAUGAAGACACACUUAAAACCUACAACUUCAAAAUGUUCAUAUUCUAUACAAAAGAAAAAUAGAUAAAUAUAAAUUCAAAGGAAAGAAAACUCACAGACCACCCUAAAAUGACACUGCUGAUGCCUGCUGUCAGCCUCCUCCGGUACCGUCUUUUCAGAAAGUGCAAAACCCAGAAAGUGCAAAACCGACCUGCAGCAAGCUCUCUCUUAAUGUAAUGAUUAUGUGACAAUCCCGAAGACACUACAGGUUCCAUAGAACUCAUAUUCAUCUCUCUCUCUCUCUCUCUCUCUCUCUCUCUCUCUCUCUCUCUCUCUCUCUCUCUCUCUCUCUGUCGCCUUUGCCAUGGAAUCUGGGUGGGAGAGGAUACUGCAGGCGCAGAUGCUAAACUUUCCUAACAUUUUGAAGUUUCUGUAGUUUGUCCUUUGUCCUGACACCUAUGUAUAUGUCCAAAAUGUUGAUCUUCCACUGCAAAUUUUGAAAAGCCUUGUCAUUGGUCAAGCGGGGAGUGUGUUCAGUGGUUCCUUCUGAGGAGCAGACGUGGUGUUACAUGACUACUGAGAGUUGAGUAGAACUCUCUGGAUGUGUUCAGAUAGUGUAAUUGCUACAUUCUCUGAUGUAGUUAAGUAUUUACAGAUGUUAAAUGGAGUAUUUUUAUUUUAUGUACAUACUCUACAACUAUGUUCUUUUUUGUUACAGCUAUGCACUGUAAAUGCAGCCUUCUUUUCAAAACUGCUAAAUUUUUCUUAAUCAAGAAUAUUCAAAUGUAAUUAUGAGGUGAAACAAUUAUUGUACACUAACAUAUUUAGAAGCUAAACUUACUGCUUAUAUAUAUUUGAUUGUAAAAAAAACAAAACAAACAAAACAAAAGACAGUGUGUGUGUGUGUGUCCGUUGAGUGCAAGUCCAACAAAAUGGCGCUUCACGCACAUCCAUCCCUUCUUAGGUGAGCUUCAAUCUAAGCAUCUUGUCAACAACAACAAAAAUCCUAGGCCCCUCAAGGUAUUAACCACUUCUGCAAUAUUUUUCCACAUUUUCUUGUUGCUUGUUUUUCUUUGAAGUUUUAUACACUGGAUUUGUUAGGGGAAUGAAAUUUUCUCAUCUAAAAUUUUUCUAGACAAUAUCAUGAUUUUAUGUAAAGUCUCUCAAUGGGGAACCAUUAAGAAAUGUUUUUAUUUUCUCUAUCAACAGUAGUUUUGAAACUAGAGGUCAAAAAAAAUCUUUUUAAAAUGCUGUUUUGUUUUAAUUUUUGUGAUUUUAAUUUGAUACAAAAUGCUGAGGUAAUAAUUACAGUAUGAUUUUUACAAUAAUCAAUGUGUGUCUGAAGACUAUCUUUGAAGCCAGUAUCUCUUUCCCUUGGCGGAGUAUGAUGAUGGUAUUUAAUCUGUAUUUUUUACAGUUAUACAUCCUGUAAAAUACUGAUAUUUCAUUCCUUUGUUUACUAAAGAGACAUAUUUAUCAGUUGCAGAUAGCCUAUUUAUUAUAAAUUAUGAGAUGAUGAAAAUAAUAAGUCAGUGGAGACUUUCUACCCAGGGUGCAUGGCGAUUGUCAGGUUGGAGUGUACUUUCUUCAUUUGGGAAACUCAGCUCUCACAGAAGCAGUGUAUCAUCUCUCACCAGCAUGGCCUCUGAUAUGACCAUGAUGUUGUUCUUGGUGACAUUGCUUCUGUUAAAUUUAAUAAUAACAAUAAUAAAUGUCAGGAAAAAAAACCCCUCCAUUUUGAGCAUCAGGAUGUCAUCUAAGUAUGGAGUCCCUGCCAUGGAAGUCACUGAACUUUGGAGUGUAUAUUUGAUUUCCAAAUUGAGAUACAUUUACUGUUCGGCUGACAUGAAUUUUCUGGAAGGUGUGAUAGACCUACUACUUAAUUUUUCUUUUUCAUUUUUUUCUCUCACCCAACACGAUCUUUAAAAUGGGUUUCACCCCCCAGGCCAAUGCAGCUAAUUUUGACAGCUGCAUUCAUUUAUCACCAGCAUAUUGUGUUCUGAGUGAAUCCACUGUCUGUCCUGUCGGAUGCUUGCUCAAGUGUUUGGCUUAUUAUUUCUAAGUAGAUAGAAAGCAAUAAAUAACUAUGAAAUAAAAGAAUUGUGUUCACAGGUUCUGCGUUACAACAGUAACACAUCUUUAAUCCGCCUAAUUCUUGUUCUGUAGGUUAAAUGCAGGUAUUUUAACUCUUUGUGAACGCCAAACUAAAGUUUACAGUCUUUCUUUCUGAAUUUUGAGUAUCUUCUGUUGUAGAAUAAUAAUAAAAAGACUAUUAAGAGCAAUAAAUUAUUUUUAAGAAAUCAAUAUUUAGUAAAUCCUGUUAUGUGUUUAAGGACCAGAUGCGUUCUCUAUUUUGCCUUUAAAUUUUUGUGAUCCAACUUUAAAUACAUACGUUCUCUCGUUUGCCCUGGAUCAUGGACAUGACUGAAAUAUGUGGUUUCUUUUCUUACUUAUCAAAAGACAAUACUACAGAUUUCAUGUUGAGGAUUCAUUGACCUCCCUCACCCUCUGGCCUGACAAAUCUUGUUACCAUGAAGAUAGUUUUCCUCCGUGGACUUCAAAUUGCAUCUAAAAUUAGUAAAGCUUUUGUAUCUUAUGCAGACACUGUGGGUAGCCCAUCAAAAUAUAAGCUGUAAGCUGUGUUCUUUUCAUUUCUUUUUUUACUUCUUUUGGGAGAGAAUAUUUCCAACAAACACAUGCACCCCACCAUCAGGGGAGGCAAAUUUCAGCAUAGAUCUAUAAGACUUUCAGAUGACCAUGGGCCAUUGCCUUCAUGCUGUGGUAAGUACUACAUCUACAAUUUUGGUACCCGAACUGGUGCUUUAGAAAUGCGGGGUUUUUAUUUAAAAAAAAUAAAAAGUAAUGUAGCAGAAUAAUUCUUUUAGUGCAACAACUCAGUUUUUGUAAAGGACUCUGAGAAAGGUUGGGCUGUCAACAUUCAAAGCAGCAGCGAGGGAACUUGGCACUAUUGGGGUAAAGUGUUUGGGUCAGUUGAAAAAAAGGAAACCUUUUCAUGCCUUUAGAUGUGAGCUAACAGUAGGCAAUGAUCAUGUGUCCUUUUUUGAUGGCUGUACCGAGAACUUCAAUCACUGUAGUCUAAGAUCUGAUCUAUAGAUGACCUAGAAUAGCCAUGUAAUAUAAUGUGAUGAUUCUAAAUUUGUACCUAUGUGACAGACAUUUUCGAUAAUGUGAAAACUGCAGAUUUGAUGGGGCUACUUUAAGAUUUGUAGGUGAAAGUGUGAUACUGUUGGUUGAACUAUGCUGAAGAGGGAAAAUGAGUGAUUAGUUUGAGCCCUUGCUGGCUCUUUUCCACCUGCCAAUUCUACAUGUAUUGUUGUGGUUUUAUUCAUUGUAUGAAAAUUCCUGUGAUUUUUUUUUAAUGUGCAGUACACAUCAGCCUCACUGAGCUAAUAAAGGGAAAAGAAUGUUUCAAAUCUA
Molecule: messenger RNA, 8007 nt
Organism: Rattus norvegicus (Norway rat)
Lineage: Eukaryota; Metazoa; Chordata; Mammalia; Rodentia; Muridae
Source: RefSeq, a predicted model, not a curated record